Molecule: messenger RNA, 1288 nt
Organism: Brassica oleracea var. oleracea
Lineage: Eukaryota; Viridiplantae; Streptophyta; Magnoliopsida; Brassicales; Brassicaceae
Product: protein PHR1-LIKE 1-like
Exons: 7
Coding region: 93-1154 (353 amino acids)
Molecular function (GO): DNA-binding transcription factor activity; DNA binding
Source: RefSeq, a predicted model, not a curated record
UGGAGACAGAACUAGUAGCAGUAGUAGUAGUAAUAAAGCAGUGAAACUUAUAUCUCUUCCUAAUCUCAGGUGUUACAUCUGUAUUUGCAAAUAUGAACAGCCAUAGCCUCUGGUCCAUUGAUGGAGGAAACACUCCUUGUUCCUCCUCCUCUCUAUCUCCACUCCAUAACUUUCUCAACCUUCAUCCAACUGAAACCACCACUACAAGCUUUCAGUUCAAACCAUCUCGGCAUUUCUCAAAUGGAUCGUUCUCGAGGUCUUCUGCGUUCUGCAACUUAUCCUCAUCUUCAAGCUCUGACACUCAGAAACAUCUUGGGACCACUCUUCCCUUCCUUUCAAAUCCUUCCACCGAAAGAUCUCCAGCUGCUGCGAGUUUCAGUGAGGAGGAUCUUCUGAGCAUUCCAUACGAAGAAGAAGUGGACACCUCUUUUCUUUCUCUACAUGGAGAUGGAGGUUUACAAGAUCUUGACAAGUUUUCCUUAUCGGAGGAGCAAAUGGCAUUGCAGUUCCUGUCUGAUGAGCUUCAGUUAGCCAUCACAGACCGUGCCCAGACCCCAAGGCUUGAUGAGAUCUACCAAGUGACUGGGUCGAGUCCUGGUCAGAAAUGUAUUCCUUCAGCAAUGCCUGUUUUAUCACAACAGCCAUCUCCAGGAGGAACAGAAGCAGUUAACCAAAAACCAAGAAUGAGAUGGAGUCCUGAGCUCCAUGACUGUUUUCUUGAGGCCGUGAAGAAGCUUGAUGGCCCUGAGAAGGCAACCCCAAAGGCUGUAAUGAAGAUGAUGAGUGUUGAAGGUUUGACAAUCUAUCAAGUGAAAAGCCACUUGCAGAAAUAUAGAAUAGCCAAGCACAUGCCAGAGAGAAAGGAAGAGAAGAAGAGUGGUGGUAAUCCAGAAGAGAAGAAACCAGCUUCCAAUACCAAUGGUGAAGCAAACGGUAGAAAGAAAGGAGCCAUACAGUUAACGGAGGCUCUCAGAAUGCAGAUGGAGGUACAGAAACAGUUGCAUCAACAGCUCGAGGUACAGAGAUCGCUUCAACUACGUAUAGAAGAGCACGCUAAAUACUUGGAGAAGAUCUUGGAUGAACAGCGCAAAUCCACUUCCAAACAAGACGACGAAUGUGAAACUUCCCUAAAACGUCCAAGGCUUGAAAACUGAACAUCCCACGAGCUAGUAAAAUUAAGCCUCUCAGAUUUGUAUUAUUUUGAUGUAAAUAUGUGUUCUCUGGUAGAUAGCUCUCAAGUCUCAACUGUUGGUGUUUACUACAAGUAAAGAAUAUGGUAUUAAUAGGG